Molecule: messenger RNA, 1990 nt
Organism: Anneissia japonica
Lineage: Eukaryota; Metazoa; Echinodermata; Crinoidea; Comatulida; Comatulidae
Exons: 11
Coding region: 145-1884 (579 amino acids)
Biological process (GO): transmembrane transport
Molecular function (GO): transmembrane transporter activity
Source: RefSeq, a predicted model, not a curated record
AUUAUAUUAGGCCUAUCCUGGUUUCCAUCUCACACCACCUGUGUCAACCCUAUCAUCAACACACACGUAGCUAGGCCUAGCUGGCACUGGGGAGUGACAGAAGAAUAAGCUGGGAGUUUGGAGAGAAGGACAUUUAAAAAUAAAAUGCAGUUGCAGACACAAAAGAAACUAACAACUAUAGCCACUUGGCUGUUCUGCUUGUUCGGUGGUAUUGAGUACGCUGUCAUCAUUCCAUCGCUGAACCUGUUUCUAGAGGAUUUGGGUGCUCCGCAGUACUUUCUUGGCAUCGUCCUCUCAGCAUUUAGUUUCUCUGGUCUCUUUGCUGCCCCUGUGUUUGGUAUAUGGCAGGACAGGACUUCCAAAACAAAAGCAAUCAUUCUGUUUGCUAACAUGUUUGAAAUUGCUGGAAAUUUCUUGUACUUUGUUGGUAGAAGCGAGUACUUCCUGUUGGCAGGCAGAUUGAUAGCAGGUGUUGGCGGAGGAGUCAUGGCAACUAUUUUUGCUCAGAUAUCGCGUACCACUCAUGUAAAUCAACGCACAGCUGUGAUAUCCCUUGCCAUGGCAGCUCGACAAUUUGGCCUUCUCUUUGGGCCUGGAUUUAACUUGUUUCUCUCCAAGCUUGAUUUCUCCAUUGGUCCGUUCGUGGUCAAUGACUACACGUCACCUGGGUUAUUUAUGACAAUUAUGUGGAUAAUACUUCAGAUACUAAUGAUCUUUAUGUACUUUGACCUUCCAAUGGUUGUCGAUGCAGCAGAAUUUGCUGAUCCAAUCAAAAGCCAAGGUUCCCCAGAAGAUGGCACCAUAGCGAAUGGAGUACCGACACAGGAUGGGCAGUAUUCGAGACGUCCACAAGUUUCUUCUAAAAUGGAAACUGCCAUUGAGAAUAUGCCGAUAAGCAUCAGCGGAAGUUAUGAAGAAUCCGAUGCCAUCCGAGCUGCUAAUGGAAGACUUUCGGUGCCUUCGCCUAUUAGUUCAGAACCGUCUCUCACUACAUCAUCCAAUUUGAGAAACGAGAUAAGGGCAAAUAAAUCUCUUAGCAAUUCAGAUUAUAUUGUUAAUGAUGGAGGUGGUCGAGCAUCUAGUUAUGGCGCCAUCAGUGUGAACAACGAGGAAAGCCAGAUAAAGGAAGACGUAGAAGUCUCCCUCAUACUGAAAAUGAAAUACAAGGACAUGACGUUUUUCCAAAAGUUAAACGAACUUAUAAGGGAAGAAAUUGUUGUGAUAUUGUUUGCUCAGUUUGUGUUCCUCUUCAAUCAGACAGCACUUGAGGCUUGUCUGACACCAAUAACACAGAAAUACCUGUCAUUUGGAGAAAUAGCCAACAGUCUGUUGUUCUGUGCUGCAGGUAUAGAGGUCAUCAUGGGCUUUUUCCUGGUGCGCUGGAUGAGUAGACGAUGUCAGGACAGGACGCUAACAAUUAUCGGACUGUUAGCUGAAAUAAUACCAUUGAUUAUAUUGCUCUACUUUCUUCCACAGGCAAAAGCAGAUGAUCGGGACAGUAAUAUUGUAUGGUUGAUGACAUCAAUUUUUAUGCAAGUCAUAGGAUUACCAUUCAUCGCUGUGGCUUCUGUUGCAUCAUUCUCCAAGAUGGUACCUCUACGGAUACAAGGGUUUGGGCAAGGUAUUCGAAGAGCAACGGGUGGCAUAGCAACUAUAUUGGGGCCUCUGUGGGCUGGCGGUGCAGUCACCCAACCGUAUCUUCUUUUGUCAGUUUUACUCACAAUUCUUGUCAUAUGCACGACUUUGACAGUAUUGUCAUGGAAACAACUUAAAACAACUGAAGGUAAAAAGAUGCCAUCGUUAAGGACAACACAGAAAUCUUGUCAAUUUGAGGAUGAAGAGACAGAGCCUUUAUUAUCAACUGAAGGUGGAAUUGAUAUUUAGGCUUCAUGAUCCAUCCACUCUAUUUUUUGUAACCAGAACUAAAUGACUUAAUUACAGCGAAUAUUUUUUUUUUUUUUUUUUUUUUUUAAUGGUGAAAGUAUUAUUG